Molecule: messenger RNA, 1679 nt
Organism: Phalacrocorax carbo (great cormorant)
Lineage: Eukaryota; Metazoa; Chordata; Aves; Suliformes; Phalacrocoracidae
Source: RefSeq, a predicted model, not a curated record
CGGUCGGAAGUGGCUUCCGCAACGGGGCAGCGCUGCUUCCGGGUGGGCGGGGGGCUCCGGCGUCCGGCUGCCGCCGGAAGUGCCCGUGUGUGUAGGGCCCAAGAUGGCGGCGGGGAUGUACCUGGAGCACUACCUGGAUAGUAUUGAGAACCUGCCGUUUGAAUUGCAGAGAAACUUCCAGCUGAUGCGAGAUCUGGAUCAGAGGACGGAAGACCUCAAGUCGGAGAUCGAUAAGUUGGCCACGGAGUAUAUCAGCAAUGCAAGGACUUUGUCUUCAGAGGAAAAACUGGGGCUUCUCAAGCAAAUCCAGGAAGCCUAUGGGAAAUGCAAGGAGUUUGGGGACGACAAGGUUCAGCUGGCUAUGCAGACCUACGAGAUGGUUGAUAAGCACAUCCGGCGGCUGGACACAGACCUCGCUCGCUUUGAAGCAGACCUGAAGGAGAAGCAGAUAGAGUCGAGUGAUUAUGACAGUUCUUCCAGCAAGGGCAAGAAGAAGGGCCGAGCUCAAAAAGAGAAGAAAGCUGCCCGUGCUCGCUCUAAAGGGAAGAACUCUGAUGAGGAGGCACCAAAAACUGCCCAAAAGAAAUUGAAGCUUGUCCGCACUAGCACAGAGUAUGGGAUGCCUUCAGUCACCUUUGGAAAUGUGCACCCUUCGGAUGUAUUGGAUAUGCCUGUGGACCCCAAUGAGCCUACUUACUGCCUCUGCCACCAGGUCUCCUAUGGGGAGAUGAUUGGCUGUGACAACCCAGAUUGUUCCAUUGAAUGGUUUCAUUUUGCCUGUGUGGGUCUAACAACAAAACCAAGAGGAAAAUGGUUCUGCCCUCGCUGUUCCCAGGAGAGGAAGAAGAAGUAAAAUCCCAUGAGCCCUCAGUACUGCUGCAGGUGCUCUCUUCCCCCUGCCAGGGCCUUGCCCCAGCAGCCCCAGCCCUUGGGGCCUUGGCUGAGGGGAGUCUUGCCCUGUUUGUGGUUUGGGCCAUCCCUGGAAUGGUGUGUACCCUCACAGCGGUUCCUGUGUGUUCUGUAUCCCUGGUUGCUUCCGAAUCCCUAAGGGAGGCCCUCUCUGUGUACUAUUCCAAACAGGUCUCAACCUCAAAGGGAAUGAAUGAGGGCACCAGGGUAGCCACCAGAUUCCCAGGGAUUCAGGUAGCCCCUGAUUUUCCUUGGCUUUCCUUCAGCCUCCUCAGAGUUCAUUGCCUACUCUCUGCUUAGAGAACAAGGCUAUGGGAUGGGGGAAGGAAAGGAGGUAAGUCUUCAGCAUUUUAGGUCUUUGAUUUUCCUGGAUCUUUUUCGGGAGAGAGGGAGUAACCAGGCCACUUCUUAAUCUAGUGGGCUGGCUGAGAGACUGAAAACAUAAUGUACUCCCUGUCUUUAACCAUUCCACUACUGGCAUUGAGCAGCCUCUUUUGUUUGGGAGACGAGGAGGAGGGAGGAAUGUUUAGAGCUAGCUUUGUCUCUCUUAUUCCUGGGGUAAACCUGUUGGCCUGGGAAGCACAUUGUGUGAAGGAGGAAGAAUUUCUGACCACAUGGGGAGAAAUGGCUUGAUCACGCCUGUCUUCUGGCUCCAAAAUUCUCCCCUCCUUUUGUGCAGUGAGGCUUCCCCAUUAUGUUGAUGAUGGGAAGUUUGGGGAUUCAGAUCCCACUUGUAUAAUACAGAAUUAAAUAAAGGUCAUUGAAACAAA